AUGGCAGCCUUGCUCUCGCCGGUCGUCGUUCUCGUGGCUCUCACCGUCUCGGCCAUCCUGCUACUCUCAGCCCAUCCCACCGCCGCGAAAUCCGGCACCGCCAGCUUCUACACCCCUCCCUAUGAACCGUCGGCAUGUUUCGGGGAGAAGCACGAGGGCGUGAUGACGGCGGCGGCGAACGAGGACGCGCUCUGGCACCGCGGCGACGCUUGCGGGAAAGUCUACAAGGUGAGAUGCGUAGGCGGGACGAACCAAGGCGUCGCACGGCCGUGCAAGAAAGGCAAGACCGUGACCGUCAAGAUCAUCGACUUGUGUCCAUCCAACGGCUGCCAAGCCACCAUCGACUUGUCCCGAGAAGCCUUCGCCCACAUCGCCGAUCCCGACGAAGGAAUCAUCAACAUCGCCUUCGAAGAGUAUGUCAUGCAGAGAUUCUCUCUAACCUAG
Messenger RNA from Linum tenue, 444 nucleotides. NCBI's taxonomy places the organism in Eukaryota, Viridiplantae, Streptophyta, Magnoliopsida, Malpighiales, Linaceae. The record is from the annotation of a GenBank genome assembly.